CUCGACGUUGUUUGUGUAUCGUUGAACUGCUCUGAUAAACUUUUAUCAGUCAUGGCAUGUUCGACGUAUGAAUUAGCUAGCUUUUAACGUUAGUUAAUGCGUUAUUCGUUGUGUUUCGUCUUCAGAAUUCGAUUAUGGUGUAGCUUAGAAACGAAAUAUUUCUUUAUGAAAGCACCAACAGACUAUGAAGCACAAAGUUCGGGAUAAACUGACAUGGUUUUAUAGAUAUCCUUACAGUUACCUUCACAGAUUCAGGCUUAAUCUACACGUAUAGUUUUGGGAAUCAUAAUUAUCUCAGUUUUUAGUUUGCAGUUCGAAGAUGACUUCGUAUGUUAUUGGUAUUGACGUAGGUACCGGCAGCGUUAGAGGUGCGUUGGUUACCAAAUCAGGUGAAAUAGUGAAAACACACUCAGAACAAAUCACCACAUGGAAUCCUAAACCGAAGUAUUAUCAACAAUCAUCGAAUGAAAUUUGGUCGUUAUGUUGUAACGUGAUAAAACAAUUAACCCGUGAUAUAUCACCAAAUGAUGUAAAAGGAUUAGGAUUCGAUGCCACGUGUUCCUUGGCUGUUUUAGAUUCUAACGGUGACCCAAUUUCCGUAAAUGUUAAUGAUGAUGCAGAACAAAACAUUAUUCUGUGGAUGGAUCAUCGUGCUAAUAAAGAGGCAGACUUAAUCAAUGAAACGAAGCAUCCUAUUUUACGAUACGCCGGUGGUAAAGUUUCCUUGGAAAUGAUGGUUCCCAAAAUUCGAUGGCUAAAAAACAACCAUCCCGAAUGCUGGAAAGAAGCCGAAUUUUUUUUCUUACUGCCAGAUUUUUUAACUUGGAGAGCUACGAAUAAUGAUUACAGAUCUUUAUGCAGCGUGGUAUGCAAAUGUAAUUACGAAAAUAAUGCCGCAUAUUCAGGAUGGAAUAAAGAAUACUUCGAUGUAAUCGGAUUGCAAGAAUUAUCGCAAAAUAAUUGGAAAAAAAUUGGUAGUAAAAUCAUCAAGCCUGGUGAAUUAUGUGGUGAGUUAAGUGAAAGAGCAGCUCGAGAAACUGGUCUUGUUUCGGGUACUCCGGUGGCGGCGAGUUUAAUCGAUGCCCAUGCUGGUGGAUUAGGUGUUAUGGGUUGUACAGCGAAAAAUAUUCCAAAUGAUUUUACAUCGCGAUUAGCUCUCGUAUGUGGUACCUCUACAUGUCAUAUGGCUCAGAGUAUUAAUGAAGUGUAUGUACCCGGUGUGUGGGGACCAUUUCUGAAUGCUAUGUUGCCUGGUUUAUGGCUUUUGGAAGCUGGGCAAUCAGUAUCCGGAAAACUGAUAGAUCAUAUAAUAGAUACUCAUCCGGCAAGUCAAUCUGUUAAAAGAAAAUGCAUCGAGCGAGCAAAUAUUCACAUUACACAAUAUUUGAACGAUAUUUUGGACAAAAUUGCUGAAAGUAAAGGAUUAAAUUCAGUGGACGAAUUAACAAAUGAAAUUCAUAUUUGGCCGGAUUUCCAUGGCAAUAGAUCGCCAAUAGCUGAUCCAAAUCUACGAGGAAUGAUUCUCGGAUUAACAAUGGCUUGUGAUGAAGAAAACUUAGCUGUGAUAUAUUUAGCGACGAUUCAAGCCCUAGCGUAUGGGACCAAGCAUAUCAUCGAUGCAAUGUGCCAUGCAGGGCAUAAAAAUAUCCAGUCUGUGAUAAUUUGCGGAGGUGUGAGCAAAAAUAAACUAUUUGUUGAUACGCACGCCAAUGCCAUCGGAUUACCAAUUCUGAUACCCGAACAAACAGAAUCUGUUCUGUUAGGAGCAGCUCAACUUGGAGCGGCCGUGGCUGGAUUCUAUGAUAAUCUAGACGAAGCCGUAUGCAGCAUGGCUGGCCCUGCUGAACAAGUCAAACCAAAUCUUGAUACUGCCAGUUACCAUGAAAAAAAAUAUCAAGUGUUUUUGGAGAUGUUGAGUCAUCAAAGAUGCUGUCAGACUAUCAUGAAUUCUUAAACUUUUGAGCUCUCACCGUCUGUAACAGAAUUCAAAGUUUUAUUGAUUUAUUUUCAAUUUUAAACAAUUACGUAAAUUAAUCGAUAGCAUUGUCAUUUCGGUGAAAUAUACCUAUUUUAUAUUUUUUUUAGAA
Molecule: messenger RNA, 2087 nt
Organism: Planococcus citri (citrus mealybug)
Lineage: Eukaryota; Metazoa; Arthropoda; Insecta; Hemiptera; Pseudococcidae
Product: FGGY carbohydrate kinase domain-containing protein-like
Exons: 11
Coding region: 320-1954 (544 amino acids)
Biological process (GO): pentose metabolic process; carbohydrate phosphorylation
Cellular component (GO): cytoplasm
Molecular function (GO): D-ribulokinase activity
Source: RefSeq, a predicted model, not a curated record